Molecule: messenger RNA, 726 nt
Organism: Meyerozyma guilliermondii ATCC 6260
Lineage: Eukaryota; Fungi; Ascomycota; Pichiomycetes; Serinales; Debaryomycetaceae
Exons: 1
Coding region: 1-726 (241 amino acids)
Biological process (GO): autophagy of mitochondrion
Cellular component (GO): mitochondrion
Source: RefSeq, a predicted model, not a curated record
AUGACUGGAACCUGUUCAACUACGUUGAAGGUGAUUGGAGUCACGUCCAUUGGCUUGCUCGGCUCGUCGCUAUCGUUUCAGGGCAUGAAAGCCAUUCCAAACAUGAUUAGGAAUAUCAAUUCUGGAGAUAAACCAGUUGAUUUGCAAUUGGCGGCGCGUACCGUUCGCCUUGGAGGAGCUAUUAGUACGUUCUUGACAGGUUUAGCGAGUGUGGCUCUCUUGCUGAUUUAUAAGGCUGCUCCUGUCAACGAAAAACACCCAUAUCUCAUCUACACUGCAUUGGCGGCGCCAGUAUCAAUGGGACUUAUUUGGUAUAAGAGUUGGACUAAUCAGAAACGGGUUAUUUGCGGAGCACGUGGAGAAAGAAGAGCACAGAGGGUGAUGAGAGCAUCCAAGGCUGCUGCUGCUGGGGCUAAUUCCGCUACCGGUGCCGGUGCCAAAGAUGAUCUUACCAAAUCUUACAUCCAUGUAUCUGACGAAGAGUCAUCAGUGUCCACUCCCUCGUCAUCAGCACCAGGAUCGCCGCAGACCACGGCGUCGGCAACCAAGGAUUUAGAACAAGAGUUGUCGAUUGAGGAAGAGGUGGAACAGGCGCUUCGUAAGAAGGAACACGUUCACGACUUGAGAAGCAUUGCUGCAGCCCAAGUAUACGGAGGCGGCGUGGCAUUUGUCGGGUUUGCCCUUGGCUUGAUAGGCUUAGUGGGAGACAUUUACUUUAAUGUAUGA